AUGGCGGAACAGCCACACAUUAAGCCCGAUCCUGAGGGCGGAUCGCCCCUCGUGGAAGACGACUUUGACGAUGCUGGAGACCUGGAAUUCUACGACCAAUCCGUCCCGGGCGAUCCCAUGGGCACCAUGUACUUGGCUCGCUUGCCCAACUAUGUAUGGCAAGCAUGGGCAGAUCUCGACGAUGAUGCCGAGAUCCAACUCGGAACCAUCCGCCAGUGGGACGAGGUCGAUGGGAACGGGGCGUCGCAUCUCCUUCUCAAGUCAGAUAUUGCCCAGCAUCAGCACAUCCCGAAAGAGUACAACAUGGACAUCUCUGAUCCAAACGUCUACAACACUUUCGUCUUCACGGAACAGGAUCUACCCGGAUACGCUGCGAAGAACAAGGCGAAGGCAGAUGCUCUAGCUCGGGGCAUCCCUGCGCAUCUCCUGCGCGACAAGAACCCAAAGCCACCACCGCCUGGUGGUCCUCAGCCGUUUGAGCGCGGAAAGAGGGGCCCUCCACAGUACCGACGCGGGAUUCCGAAGAAAACUACCAUCGGCGGCAGGAUUAAGCACGAGAUAAGCUGUACACCUGUGCCGAACGCGGAAACCGAUCACAUCCUUCAACUGCGGGCCAUAGAGGCGAUGAAACCGAAGGCCCAAACCACGAUCCUGGGCGCUUUGCCGUAUGGCCCCGACGGCAUCAUUUAUGCCGGUACACAGCGUGCCCACGACGCAUUUGAGGGCUUCAUCAAAACCGCGCCCAAACCUGAUAAGGCCAAGAAGAUGGAGAACAAGACGGCCAGAUGGGAGGAGCAGAGGCUUCUGGAUGCUCUCGAGGUUGCCUUCUCCGAGUACACAUACUGGUCUAUGAAAGCGCUUCGUGCAAAGAUCCCCCAGCCCGAGGCGUUUCUUCGUGAGACCCUGGAUAGGUUUGCUGUUUUGCACCGGAGCGGUCGCUUCGCAAACCAGUGGUCUGUCAAGCCCGAGUUCCUCCACCUUAUAGAGAAACGCGGCAAGGGAUUGCCAGCGGCAGACACGGCAGCACCAGGCGGUGAAGCAGAGGCGGGCCCGUCCGACGUGGACGCUGGGGAAGAUGAGGAUCUCAAGAUGGAGGAUGUUCUCUGA
Molecule: messenger RNA, 1107 nt
Organism: Phialemonium atrogriseum
Lineage: Eukaryota; Fungi; Ascomycota; Sordariomycetes; Cephalothecales; Cephalothecaceae
Product: putative transcription initiation factor
Exons: 4
Coding region: 1-1107 (368 amino acids)
Biological process (GO): transcription initiation at RNA polymerase II promoter; transcription by RNA polymerase II
Cellular component (GO): transcription factor TFIIF complex
Source: RefSeq, a predicted model, not a curated record